GCCUCUCCCUAACCUCUUAGUAUCAUUCUCUGGCACUGCCAGGCUAUAGACAGGACCCUGUCCUAGAUGUUGGGGGGAGCAAGGUGGAGAGCUUCUGGUCAGUUGCUGUUGCACCCCAGAGGUAGCUACAUUAUUACCCAGGGGUCCUGUUCCCUAUGGAAAAGCACUGGAAUGGCAGGUGAAGAAUCCUUGCCGGGUCUAACCAGGGGGAAGAGGAACCCAGGCCUUGCUGCGCCCCCCCCCGGCAACAGCCCAGCCCUGGACAUUCUGCACAUAGCUCCCGCGGCAGGGGCUUGGCGGGCACCUCCUGGGGCUAAAUAUAGCCUGUGGCCCACAGCCAAGAAGCACUGGCUUUGGCCUGCCCCUGGCAGGUAGGGCCAGAGUAGGGGGAAGGGGAUGUCCUGGUCCGUCAGCCUCCUGCUGUGGGAGGCUGAGGAUGUUCCCUUCCCUUACCACCCUGCCAGGCUCUUCCCAGCCAGGGUCAGGCCCUGCCAGAGCUACAAGUGGAAAGAAUGAGUCCAAUAUAGCCCUGCACUGCCCCCUACCCAGCCCCUACCCUGCUGGGCCUGUUCCACAUGUGUAGACCUGAGAUAUGAACCAGACGGCUGCUUCCCCCCCCGCAAGCAGCUGAGCCCCAGCCACUGCCCCACCCCACCCAGCAUCCCUACCACAUUGCAUAAUGGGAAAUUCCCCAGUCCUGGACCAAAACAGCUUCCUCUGACUGGACCUUAAACCAGUUGGGGAAACAGAGGGGGUGGGGAAGGUGUUGAGGAGGGGAAGAGCAGUUGUGCCUCUGCAGACCCUGGAGGAAUGUAUGGCUCUGGAUGAGCCCAUACAUAUACACCUAGACACAUGUACAUACCACACCUCCAUUAGACCAGGGGUGGGCAAAAUGUGGCCCGCAGGCUGGAUAUGGUCUGCCAGGCCAUUCUAUCUGGCCUGCGGAGCCCCUAAAAAAUGUAGAAAAUGAACAUUUAUCUGCCCCUGGCUGCCUGUCAUGCAGCCCUCAAUGGCUUGCCAAAACUCAGUAAGUGGCCCUCCACCCAAAAUAAUUGCCCGCCCCUGCAUUAGACAGAGACCAACGGACAUUCACUUGCUCACUCGCUCUUCCUGUCUAUAUUAUUAUAGGUAUGCCUAGCUGUAUGCAUAGGUCUGUUACCACCCCCUCCCCAACACAGACUUUAUAUACUUGUGUGCAGCUAGACAGAUGUGUAUGUAUGUGCAUACAUGUACGUGCACACACCUUGUAUGUGUGCGUAUACAGACAACCCCCCCAAUUAUGUAUACACAUGCACAAAUCCAUGUACACACAUAUAUGUGUAUGUACAUGCGUGCAUGGUCGUGUGUAUGUGUAUACACAUACCCUUUUCAUUAUCUAUGUACACAACCACACACAUGCACAUGUGUGCCCACACAUACAUACGUGCAGGGGCCAGGGGCUAAACUUCAGGGACUAAUGGGAGGCAUCAGCACCGUUGUUUUUCAGGGGUGGUUGUGUGCAUGUUUGAGGUGGGGCACUUACUCCAUUCCCUGGGCCUAGCCAAAAAUGUGUGUGAAUGAUCUUGGAGGGGGGGGGGUGGCAACAGGCAAGUCACUGCCAGGGGCAUUACCCAGUGCCAGGCCUGGAUUCACACCCCCCCUCCCUCUUCCCUCCCCCCAACACCUUUCCAUCUGUCUGGCCAGCCAGACAACCCCCCUCCCCAGCUGCUUCCACCCACUCUGUAUUGUGCCCCCCCCCCCCCUAAUCAAGGCCAGGCCUUUCCACUCCUCCCUCAACAAGCCCCCCCUCCCCUCCCCCGGUUUAACCUGUUCGGGCAGGGGCCAGCUUAAUCUGCCCUCUUAAUCUGGGGGGUAUUAUGGCUGAGGCCAAUGCGUGAGCCACCUCCUGCUCUUGCACCCAUCUCUGGGAUAGUGUUUGCCUCCCUCUAUGGUCUGACUGCCCAGUAGCCCAUAGAUAUAAAAAUAUUGGUUUCAGGGGGUGGGAAUAAUGCCAAGACCCAUCAUGCCCCCAAGGGCUGGUGGGAGAAUCAGGCACUUUCCAGUUCCUGUUGCACCCACCUUUGACUGCAGUGAGGGAUGUAAAGGGUUAACACCCUCCCACCAGCCAGGUUUAGUGCAGGGUAGGGAACCACCUCAAAAUGGGUAUAAAUAAAGGGGGCCACUGUCCCAGCCCAGGCAGACGUGGGCAGGGAAGAUGGAGGUGACUCGGCUCGUGUGUGGCCUGUGCCUGGUGCUACUGCUGCCAGCAGGGGCCCCGUGGCACCAGGGGCUGCUCAUGCCUGGAAGCGAUGCUGGAGACCUGUCUGGUAGGACCCUUGGUGAGACCCUGGGAGCUGGGGGACAGGUUGUGGGGGGACCAGAGCCAUGGGGCUGAGACAAGCUGGGGGUCCUGGGAAUGCAGGUUAUGGGUGUCACCCAGGUCCUCAGUACCAGAGCUGGGCACAAGGUGCCCAGGAUGCCACCCCCCCCCCCCCCCCCACACACACACACACACGGGGGAGGCAGGGCUAUCCCCAUCUGUGCUGCCACUGUUGGAGGCUGAGGAGAGGCUGACUCCCCUCAACCCACAGGUCCCCUUACCCCUCAGCACUGGUCAGACUGCUGUGUACUGGGGGGACUCUGAACCCCCACCACCACAUGCCCCUCACCCCAACAUCAGUCUGCCCAGAGCUACGCACUGGAGGGGAGGUUGUGGGGGGCAUCUUUACCCCAACACUCCUUUCUGGCUCAAAGUGAGGCUCCCCCACUUUGGUACCCAGAUCUGGCCCCUGCAGGGGCACUGUGUCAGGUAUGGGGCACUUCUGGAGGGUGAUGGGGAGUGUUCUGGGUUCCAUUCUGCCCAAUGCAGCUAGACUGCCUUGAAUUGGGGGAGGGGGUCCUCUAUGCCACAGGGCUGAGGGCAUUCCAGAGGACAUGUAGGGGGGUCUCUACUCAGUGCCAAGGGCACUCAGAGCACAGAGGGUACCUCAGAGCAUGGUUGGGGGUGGGGGGGAGCUGGAUCAAAGUCUAUGCCUGGUCCUUGGCACAAUCUCUGCCUCCCUCCCUUCUCCAGGGACCCCAGAGCCUGCAGCCCCCACCACACUGCCCUUGGUGGGCUCCCAGCAACGCCCCCGGCGGCGGGCACAGGCAGUGGUGCCCUGGGAGCAUGAGUGCCAGCUGCGGAGCCUGGCACUGCGGGUCAAGGACCUGGGACUGGGCUACGCCUCAGAGGAGACGAUGCUCUUCAAGUACUGCAGCGGGGGCUGUCCCAGCACCCGUUCCAAUCAUGACCUGGCCCUGGCCCGGCUCUCCUUGAAGGGCUGGGACCUGCCCACCCAGGGUGAAGGCAAACUUCCUGGGGGCCCCUGCUGCCGACCCACACGCUAUGAGGAUGCUGCCUUCCUGGAUGAUGGGCACCGCUGGCAUGAGGUGAUGGGGGAUGAGGGAGAUACCCCCACCUCCCAGCUCUGCGACCCCCUGCCUGAGCUCCUGGCUGCUCUGUGAAGCUGGGUGGGGGUAAUAAACGUGUGAAGCUGA
This is a messenger RNA of Alligator mississippiensis (American alligator), 3516 nucleotides long. It is a transcript of the gene PSPN, whose product is annotated as persephin. Lineage: Eukaryota; Metazoa; Chordata; Crocodylia; Alligatoridae. Bases 2974 to 3483 code for a protein of 169 amino acids. The record is from RefSeq and is a predicted model, not a curated record. The transcript is spliced from 2 exons. Gene Ontology annotation, molecular function: receptor tyrosine kinase binding; glial cell-derived neurotrophic factor receptor binding; growth factor activity.